Molecule: messenger RNA, 1551 nt
Organism: Punica granatum (pomegranate)
Lineage: Eukaryota; Viridiplantae; Streptophyta; Magnoliopsida; Myrtales; Lythraceae
Source: RefSeq, a predicted model, not a curated record
UUACUUCCUUUUUGCUCCGCUAAGGUGGCCGCUGCAAGAAAGAGCGCUCUGCGCUGUUCCCAGUCUGUGAACGCCUCUCUCUCUCUCUCUCUCUCUCUCUCUCCCCCCCUCUCUUGUGAGUACGGAAAUGGCGGACGAGCGGAAGCGGCAGGAAGUUUCCGAGGCGGCGGAGAGCGAGGAGGCGACCUUGGCAGCCGUGAAGAGGCAGAGGACCGCACCAGACGAGGAGGAGAAAGAGAAGGAGCAUGCAGGCGGCGGGACGGCCGACGUCGGGGAGGACAUCCUGGCGUGGCUCACUGACCUCGACGAGAAAGCAGUGCUGGAGCUCAUGAAGAACCUCUUCGAGCCACCCUACCCCGACCCCGCCGUUGCAGGGAAGGUCAGCUUCUCCGACGACCCCUGGUCACCGGCGCAGCAGCCGUCCUACAUCACCAUCAACACCGGGAACGAGGAGAGCUGCGGGUCGUCCUUCUCCGACGCCCCGUCCGUCAUGGCCAGCUUCGACGCCAGCGGGAUCGCGGGAGGAGCUUGGGGCCGCCAGCUCACGGGAGACGAUGAGGAGAAAUCGGCGGCGUGCUAUGACAUGGUGGAGUGGGGGUUCCUGGCGGACGACGACGGCGACGACGUGCUAGCGAGGUUCUUAGGUGAGGACCUGCUCUGACUCCAUUUCAACAAGAAACACACUGACAGGAGUAGCCAUUGUAGGUACAGCUUGUAGCUAGGCUAGGGUUUAAUCUAGGGUUUAUGGAGGGGUUAGGAAGAAGAAGAAGGAUGGAGUGGUCAAUGCCUUUGCUUUUUUGGCUUGGACAGAAACAGAAAAACUGUGAAUAGGAAGAAAAUAAUACAGAAAACAGACACAAUUCCGUCUCCCCUUUCAGGUGGAAAAUGGAAAAGGAAAACUGUUUUCUGUUGAAAACGGGAAAUGCUUUUGGUUGUCUUUUAUAUACCGGAAGUGGAAGCAAGCCCAAGGCUAUGGCUAUGGGGACAAAGAGUAAUGGGGGAGAGAGCAGUGAAUUUCUUGAAACUGCAAUCCCUCGAAGUUGGCAGCUUUUUCUUCUUCAAAUCAUUUAAUGCUGGCAUUGUUCGUUCCUUGAUUUUCUGAUAGACGAAAGAAAUUUCGGAUUUCGAACCGCACUGCUGAAUGAUCUCCGCGCCAUGGAAUGAAAAGAGGAUACGAUUUGAUGGCUCUUUGAAUGGAUUGCAUUGCUCGUUUCUCGUCAUUGUCAUGGCCACCCGGUAUCCGGCCAUGUAUUUGGUCCGUGAUGGAGUGGAUGAUCCGACUUGAGUUCCUGUUGUUCGCCGGUGCUUGUUUAUCAGGGCAGCUUUCCCAUCCGCGGCAUCCGGCAGUCGAUAUUAACACGACAUUGUAAUGUAAAUAUGACGUGAAGUUCGCAACAUGCGGAUCACGUAGAAUCGAUUCUUCGGUUCGCCAAAUACAAGAAAAAGAAAAAGAAAAAGUAAAUAUUAGAUAAGAAGAAAAAGAUUUAUUGUUGUAUAGUAUAGAUAAUGUCAGUAAGGUGGGAGCAUCGGAGCUCGUGGAGUGGCAAAAUG